Dermacentor albipictus is the source of this 2937-nucleotide messenger RNA. RefSeq lists its product as uncharacterized. NCBI's taxonomy places the organism in Eukaryota, Metazoa, Arthropoda, Arachnida, Ixodida, Ixodidae. The record is from RefSeq and is a predicted model, not a curated record.
AGAAGCUUGACGUGUUGUGCGCUAUCGCUACGCCAGGAACAUUUCGAGGAGCCUAUUUCUGCGCGCGAGAAAACGGUCUGGCCGGGCGGCGGGCCUUCGACUAACUGCCUUGGUCUUAGUCCCCGCCCAGAGCUGCAGGCAAUUUUUCUUCGGGGUCUGACUCUGAAAGCAUGGCGAAGUCGCCAUCUGAGAAGACAGGUCGUGAGACAGAAUCAUUAUCGUCGGUAGCGAAUUCGCCGAAAGCUGUAUUGGCAUCAUCGGAAGCGAGUCCGUCGGAAACCGAAGGCGUAGCACCGGGAUCCACAGCAGCCCAGGAAAACCCGACAGCUCAGCCGGCUCAGACAAGUGGUCCCAGCGGCGACGAUGGCUCGUCUCCGGACGAUGAGCAAGCGAGCUCCACAGAUGCGUUGCCCGCUGCCGCAGAGGUCGAGGAGCCACGCGCUGAACAGUUGGACGAGGAGAGAACGGUGCCAGGCCUAGUGGUAUUGCUGGCCGUCAUCUUCGCAGUACUGGCAGUAGGCCUAGUCGCUGUGGCUUUCACUUUGUACAUCUUGACGAGCAAUGUUCCUGAAGUUACACCCGCUAAAGGUUCUACACUCGCUAAAGAUUCUACACCCGCUGAACGUCCUCCUCCGACAGAGCCACCCAUCGUGAACCCGCUGAUCUGCACUUUCAACAUCUUCAAGUUUACAACACAGUCGGUGCUGCCUAGCGAUGGGACUUGCGACAUGAUAUUCUUAGACUCGCUAUUCAGAGACAACAAGAAUGGAAUAUCCAAAGUUCCGAGCGGGGUUGUCGAAGAAUUCUUGAUCGUCGCAGACAACUCCAGAAAGAAAAAGCAGAAAACGAAGAUGGGCCUAGCGUUUGACUCGCACUCGGCCGGUUACCAGAGUCUAACCUCAGGUAAAGACUGGGUAGACUUUCUGAAAGCUAUGUGGAACAAAUAUAAGUGCUCCUACUACGGUGCUUUGGACGGGAACAUUCGGGCCUUUAAUAGCCUCGACAAGGCAGAGGCUGUAUGGACACCGCUCACUUUCUUACGCAUGGAAUUGGUGAAGAUAGCUGGAGCAAAAGAUCACUAUGCUGUAGUGCUCGGUGUGACAAGUACGGAUAUGGAUCCUUUCGUAAAGAAGGUGGCUGACCAUUUGAAAAAUGUCAACGGGCCCACUCAUUUCGUAAUCAUCAGCCACACCUCGUACUCAAGCUUCGCCCUUCCACCGUACAACAAAACAGCAGCGCACCGCAAUUGCUACAUCUUGCCACCCUUGAUGUACGCGUUUCAGGACGCAUUCAACUGGACCUUUUUUUCGACAAUGGCAGAUUCAUCCAAGUUUCUUGGGUAUCUUCGAAACACGAGUGUAAAUGUUAUGAUUUUUAUCGCCGUCUCUGUGACUCUUAAGGGCCGUUGGUUCACGGCUAAUGCUUACUCAGCGCACAACCCCAAGCUUCUGGAUGGAUGCGAUGACUUAGACAAGGUUGAAGACAUGCCACCGUACUCAGUCUGCCAGGCACAAGGUACAGGCCUAUCCACUUACAAGAACUCACCUAACUAUAAAUCAGUCUUCCUCGUCAACUCCUCUAAGGUUUUCACUUUUGAAGCGGAGAGUACACUGAGAGAGAAGAUUUGUGAUUUCAAGGACGGUCUUAAAACGGCCGAGUUUGGGCUCGCCGUCUACGACAUCGAUGCCGACAGCGAGGCUAAACCGUGCCCCGAGGUAUUGUACACCGGACAGUACAAGAGGCUGACGCUGCUGCAGAACAUCCACGACUUCAUGGAGAACUUCACCAACGUGGCGGAAUGCAAGCUCGUCACCUAGUCGGCGUUUAAGGGCUCAACGCUAUGUGGUCCCCAAUCGCCGGCCCAAUGGGACAUCUUCUUGGGCCAAGGCGCCUGUCGUAGAUGGAGAAUUUCUUGAACCUACGAGUGGGGCUGUGCUACUGUGAAGUGACAUUGCAGUGCUUUUCUUGUUUUAUGCGUGAUUUUGUUUCAAACACCAAAUAUUAUAGUUCGAGAAUAGCAUAAUUGAGUCUGUUGCUGCCUAACUUGAGAAGGGAGACUUUAACAUAACUGUAGAUUGACAAGUUGCAUAUUCAUUUGUCGUACACGUGAGGAUAGAAAUGUUGACUUGACCAUAUGAUGUUACAUGUUUACCGUCGUUCACUGAAUCUUGUUGCUUGUGUUUCACAACUUUAUUUGUACCGCUUGGCCUGCGCCUAUAUAUGACCCCCUUGAAGGAAAGCAGUGGCGCGCGCUGUUUUCGGUACACUGGGAGAUAAUUGAUGUCUUGUAUGUUAUAGCAAAUGGGAUGUUAAACACAAGGGUUGUAUGCCAGGAAAUUUGUACUGUAUUCUUCGCUGUUCUCAGAAGUGGGAAAAAAGACUGCAGUGGAAGCGGGAAUAAGUGCCCCAUCAAUUCGCUCUGAACUCAGCAGUAUUGUACAGCCUGGUAGAAAUUAAGCAAACACACGAAAACACGACAAGAGCCGUGAUCUUGCAGCUAUUAUUAAUGACAGUGUUUCCAAUGCUAAUACUAUUCGCGUAACAUUGGUGAUCAGAGUGAUGCUCCGCCUGCGUAAUCUGCGGCAUCAACCGGUCGUCAUGGUGAAUGAUGAGCGUGGCAUAAAAUCGAGCGCCAGACCCUCGGUAUGGAAACGCUGCCAAGUUCCUAUUUUACGGCAUGUGUUUCUUUUGUUGCUUUAUAAGGAUGGUAAAAGAACAAUGCACACGAAUACUAUAACACGAAGAAACGCAACACAAACUUGACAGUAUGUGAGAGACUCGUGAUAAGGUUUUGAUUAUAUGCCUCACGGAAAAGAAAAUAUAAAUACAUGAACUGAACGAUUCAUUCUAAGGCGGACGCAAUUGUAUUACACGCCUAGAGAAAUAUGGCAAAACUUUUUAGUGAAUCUUUAAUUUUACUCAGUCAAUAAAUUUGUA